UUCCGGCCGCACGAGUCCUUCCGGGGCGUGGGUCACCAUGGCGGCGGCCUUGGCUCGGCUCGGACUCGGCCCUGUCAAGCAGGUUCGGGUUCAAUUCUGCCCCUUCGAGAAGAACGUGGAGUCGACAAGGACCUUCCUCCAGGCCGUGAGCAGCGAGAAAGUUCGCAGCACCAACCUCAACUGCUCGGUGAUUGCAGACGUGAGGCACGACGGCUCCCAGCCCUGCGUGGACGUGCUGUUCGGAGACGGGCAUCGUCUGAUUAUGCGCGGCGCGCACCUCACCGCCCAGGAAAUGCUCACAGCCUUCGCCUCCCACAUCCAGGCCAGGGCCGCGGCGGGGAGCGGGGACAAGGCGGGCGCCGGUACCGGGCGCUGACAGCGCGGAAGAGACCAACAAGCAGAUUUUAGCCUAAGACUGCCAAGGACACUUACCUGAGAAGAGCUUGUCUUAAUUACUCAAAUCAUUAUCUGGAAGGCCUUGGAGCGCCAAAAUAAAGAAAGAGGCCUGUGACUAUAAAUCCAA
Messenger RNA from Hippopotamus amphibius kiboko, 523 nucleotides. RefSeq names its product mitochondrial ribosomal protein L53 (gene MRPL53). The record is from RefSeq and is a predicted model, not a curated record. The coding region runs from base 38 to 376 and encodes 112 amino acids. NCBI's taxonomy places the organism in Eukaryota, Metazoa, Chordata, Mammalia, Artiodactyla, Hippopotamidae. Gene Ontology annotation, cellular component: mitochondrial large ribosomal subunit. The transcript has 3 exons.